CCACUCUCAUAUACACUCCUCCAUUCUCUCAUUAUUAUUCAAGUCAUAUCCUUUCAAGAAUUCCCAAUGGCAAGUGUCGAGGUUGAAUCAGUUGCAAACACUAUGCCCGAAAAGGUAGAAAAUAUCAUCCCAGAAGCGCCAAAAGAUGAAUCCGAGCCAAUUGUUGCUGCACCUGAGCCAGUAGUUGAACAGCCAAAAGAGGAAACCACCGUAAUCGAUGCUCCACCGCCCGUAGCCACCCCCGAAGAAGUCCUUGCCAAAGCAGACACUGAAGUAGCAGAGGAGACUACAAGUGAGGUAGAGGAACCAAAGGCAGAGACAGCGGCUCAAGAAGAGCCGGUGGAGACGAUUGCUACUGAAGAAACGACUGAUGAUGAUCAGGCAGCUGUCGUCCCCGAAGAAACUCAUGUGACGAAAGACGCGGAGGCUAAAGAAGCUGUUGAAGAAGAGGAGAAACCAGCUGAGGUUGUUGCCACUACUACUGAAGUACUUGGAACGAAAGAAUAAAGAGAAGUUGAGAGGUUCAAAAUUACGAAUUGGAAUAUUAUUGGAUGUUAUAUUUGUGAUCUUUCGGUUUCUAGCUUGGUCAAACUUUGGUUUCUACUACUCGUAUUGUGUUUAAAUUUACAAAAGCCAUGUGGCGAGAGAUGAUUGGAUUAUAAUUUAUAACAAGUGGGGCACCACUUUGGGUUUGGAAUUUUAA
This is a messenger RNA of Erigeron canadensis, 703 nucleotides long. RefSeq names its product signal recognition particle receptor FtsY-like. The transcript has 2 exons. The coding region runs from base 67 to 507 and encodes 146 amino acids. The record is from RefSeq and is a predicted model, not a curated record. NCBI's taxonomy places the organism in Eukaryota, Viridiplantae, Streptophyta, Magnoliopsida, Asterales, Asteraceae.